AUGACGGCGAGGAUGGCUUCAGAAACCCUGAAGCUUUCACCAUAUCAGGAACUUCCUGAUGAUACUCACUACUCUUUUCCCAUAAAUAUACUUCAAAUAGAUCGAUCUUCACAAUUUGUUUUCUUAAAUACUUGA
Molecule: messenger RNA, 135 nt
Organism: Spirodela intermedia
Lineage: Eukaryota; Viridiplantae; Streptophyta; Magnoliopsida; Alismatales; Araceae
Source: the annotation of a GenBank genome assembly